Mesitornis unicolor (brown roatelo) is the source of this 2181-nucleotide messenger RNA. Its product is annotated as nuclear factor erythroid 2-related factor 3-like. Gene Ontology annotation, biological process: regulation of transcription by RNA polymerase II. The record is from RefSeq and is a predicted model, not a curated record. Bases 1 to 2181 code for a protein of 726 amino acids. Gene Ontology annotation, cellular component: nucleus. Gene Ontology annotation, molecular function: RNA polymerase II cis-regulatory region sequence-specific DNA binding; DNA-binding transcription factor activity, RNA polymerase II-specific. Lineage: Eukaryota; Metazoa; Chordata; Aves; Mesitornithiformes; Mesitornithidae. The transcript is spliced from 9 exons.
AUGGAGCUGGAGAAGCUUUGUAAGGCUUUGAAAAAGCGUGAAGCUCGCUUCAGCAACCGGAGAAUGUUCGUCCUCCCGGGCACACAGGAAGCCCCCAGGACACAGGUGGGGGCACUCGGCUCCGUGGAGCGGCGCUUAGCUGAGGGUGCCGGGGUGUCCCCGUGUCCCAGUCCCGCCUCCCGCCCGGAGGAAGGGCCGGAGUUGAAAGGGAGGGGAGCUGUGUGGGAGCGGGUCCGGGACGGCGAUCAGUCCCCGCGUGCGCCCCCAAGCGCGUCGGCUGCUGGGACAGUAGAGCCGCCCCCGGGCAGCCAUGUGUCCUCGACCCCCCUGAAAUUCCUCAGGCUCCUCUGGCAGCCGGAUCGCCCCGCCUGGGGGAGCCGUCCCCCAGUCCCUCCACGGAAGGAGGACGGGGCGACGGUGCUGGGGUCCCUGCGCGGGGCCGGCUGCUCCAUGGCGGAGGAUGUUGACCUGAAAGCGUGUCAGGAAACUUUGGAUGAAUGCUGUCCACACCAAGGAGAGAGUCAGCUGAAACUACAAGAGGACGAGAAGGAAGAAGACAUAAAUCAAAGCAGCCGCAGCCAUGCAGAUUCCCUUCUGUUCUUUGAGGGCCAUUUACAGCUUCUGCCAUCACAGAUGGAAAAUGUGCUGGAGACUACAGAUGGUCUAGUACAAGGCAACACCCUAGGGGAAAUAAGGCAAGACCUUCUUCUGUUACCUGAGCUCCCAGUAAGCACAGUAGAGAGCAUAAGAUGUUCUGGUCUUUGUGAACCCAGCAACUAUAAACCAGGCCCAAAAAAGGUGAGUUUACUGGAAGAUACGCAACUUGUUACUUCUAGUACAGGCCAAGAUCCAUCAUCCUCACUCCACAAUAUAAGUUUGACCCAGACAUUUUGCCACCGUUUCAGUCCUCAUGACGCCACCCUACUAAGGACAGACUACCCCACUCGAUCAAAUUCAGAAACAAGACAUUUACAUAGCCAAGUGUCUUUUCCUCAGUCAAGCUCUAAUAUCACAAUUUCAGAAUCACUACUUCAUGGGUCAAAUUUGACAGGGCUUUUUCCAAUGGCUGACAUUGUAAACUUAAUGGCUCAUGAUGAUAACUUUGAUGAAAUUAAACUAAUGGCUUUGAAGGAAGGCUUAGACACUGUAGUUUACCAGCUCUUUGAAGAACCUGAGCCAGAUUCAGGACUGUCUUUGAAUUCAAGUCACAGCACCACCUCUUACUCAGUCUGCACUGAAGGUGCUGUUGGGUACAGCAGUGCUGUUAAAUCUGUUUCUUCACAUGGCUUAGGAGUUGUUGGUGGCCAUAGCCAAGACGACAGUAAAUGUGGCCAUGUGGAAUAUCUGGGUGAUUCAAAGUGGUCUAGAGAAGACACACUUCAGCAGCUUCUUCAUAACCACACGUAUAAUCAGCUACCAAGUCAAGCAGCGUCCACUCUGGAGCAUCAUCAGCAGACGUGGAUGGAGAAACAAAACGAAGUGAAGGAUAGGUGCCAUAAUUCUACUACUGAUACAAACCUUAGCUAUGAUGAACACUGUGCAAAAGCUCUGAGAAUACCAUUUUCAGUGCAUGAAAUUGCAAGGAUGCCUGUCGACUCUUUCAACACCAUGCUAGCAAAAAACCGUCUGACAGAUACUCAGGUAUCACUUCUACGUGACAUCAGACGAAGAGGAAGAAACAGAGUUGCUGCCCAAAAUUAUCGUAAGCGUAAACUGGAUGCAAUUCAUAACUUGGAAGAAGAUAUAAAUGUUCUUCAAACACGAAAGGAGAGCCUUAAAGAGGAGCACUCUCAGUGUAGCCGAUCGAUCAAGUGGAUGAAGCGAAAGUUUAACAGCUUGUACCGUGACAUUUUCAGUAGGUUGAGGGAUGACCAGGGUAGACCCAUUGACCCAUACCAGUACGUCAUUCAUUGCAGUAGCAAUGGCAGUGUUUUAAUACCCAAACACUUGGUAAAAUCAGAACAGAAACAAGAUACCAAGAAAGGCAGAAGUAUGGGUGGACAUUUUCUAGGACUUGUCCACAGUCACCUUACUCAUACAGUAAAGCAGCACAAGUCACACAAGCUAGUUUGUAAAUGUACUAGGUCAACAGCAUUUGGGGACCCUGUCGUCAUAGCACUCUGUCAGCCCUCUGGUUACCUAUGCAAGUAUUUCAAAGUUCAACGUAAGAAACAGAAAUAA